Bicyclus anynana (squinting bush brown) is the source of this 1648-nucleotide messenger RNA. RefSeq lists its product as uncharacterized. The transcript has 8 exons. Gene Ontology annotation, biological process: positive regulation of protein localization to cilium; positive regulation of cilium assembly; regulation of cytokinesis. Gene Ontology annotation, cellular component: recycling endosome; midbody; ciliary basal body. NCBI's taxonomy places the organism in Eukaryota, Metazoa, Arthropoda, Insecta, Lepidoptera, Nymphalidae. The coding region runs from base 17 to 1555 and encodes 512 amino acids. The record is from RefSeq and is a predicted model, not a curated record.
GUCAUUUUCAUUUAUCAUGGCGGAGGAUGAAGACGGUGUUUCGGAUAAAAAAUCACCACAAAAUUCGAAUAACGCAGGAUCCUUCCAAGAAAAUCAACAAAAUGCAGCUAAACCGGACCUGGGAAUAGAAGAGGCUAAGUAUGACGUGAAAGAGAACGGGGACGCCGGCCCCGCGGAGCCAAUAAGCUCGACUUCCAAGUCGACUGGCGCUAUGCGAAAGGAGGAGAAUCCGUUUUCGUUCCGGCACUUUUUGAAGCGGGACUUGUCUCUGCCGGGGAAUUCUACGUACGAGAAUACAGGGGCCAGGCCCAAGGUUUACGCGAACACAGUGCAGCAUUCUCCCACAAAACUCGACAUACACAGCGACUCGAGGCGCGAGAAGAGCCGCUCGAGCGACACACAAGCCAAAGAGAAACAAAGCGACGGCGUCAGCCAUCGCAACAGUGACGAUACGUCGUCGAGUAGUUCCGUAGAGAUACCUUUUAGUGUAGUGGAUAAUUCGGAUUCUAAGCAUAACCUGUACACAGAUAGUUCCGAGGGGCCGUUCUUCCACAGGCCCAACUUGGCCUCCGAGCCCCUCGGCAUGCCUUCCCUACCAGACUUUGUUCAGGAUCACAUUCUAGUGGAACAAGCAUAUUUGAACUCGAAUGGGCCAAUAUCGGUUGACCUUGAUAACUUACCUGAUUUUACAUUUAAUACUAGUUAUAAUGUUGGUUCCUCUUCCUCACUGGGCCGGAGGAACAAUAGUGGAAGCAGUAGAAAUGCAAUGCAGUAUGACUAUGAUGCAUAUAUGGGUGCCGCAUCUGAGUCUGGGCCAUCUAGUCGCAGUAUUCCUCUGGACCUGCCCUCCGGCGCAGAGGCAGCAGGGCUUCCACUGGACCUGCCUGUACACUUGAGUUUGGAUCUCACAGAGUCUGUGAACCCAGCAGAUAGACGGAAUGUGUCUCCCCGGAACAGUUUCCCCUUGGAUCUUCCACCUAAUGCAGGCACAGAGUCGAUGCGGCUGCCGGACUUCCUGCCGGUGCACCCGGGGCGCACGUCGCCGGAGCCCGAGCACCAGGACCAGCAGCUGCAGCAGAUCAUCGCAGAGUUGGAGCGCACCAGGAUGGAAUUAUUCUCGGAGCGCAGCCGACGGUCGCGGGCGGAGGACGAGGCCUCCUCCCUGCGCGAGACGGCGUCGCUGCUGCGCGCGGAGGCCGCGGCGGCGCGGGCCUCGGAGGCGGCCUUGCGCGCGCGCCUGCACGAGGCCCGCGCCGCCGACCGCGACUACGUGGGACACAUGGAGGCCGCCGCGCACCGGGACAACUGUCUCGUGGAUAACGCUGCGAGGGCGCCAGGAGCGGAGACCGCUUACACGAAAUUAAAAAAUGAAAUAAAAAAAUUGAAGGAGGAGCUGUCGGCGGCGCAGGCGGAGGCGCGCGCGCUGCGCUCGGUGCAGAGCGACGCCGCCACCGACCUGCGACACGCCGCAUCGGUGGCCGAGACUUCGCUCAGGGAUCUGCUGUCCGGGCUGGAGCGGUUACGCUCGCUGAGCUCGGCGCUGGAGCCCGCGUGAGCCGCCAGGCGCCGCCGAACUUACUUUUGUAUCGUUGUUUCCCGAACACCGCUAUUUAUAAGAUAAUUUAUUAAAUAUCAUUAUUUACCACGA